AUGUCGACGACACCACCUCUUGGAGUAGCCUGUCCAACAGCGGAUGCCUUUCCCUGUAAUGCGGGAAGCCUGGAAAUCAUCUCCUUUGCAUUGGUUGCUGGAGUUGCUGGACUGUUCAUGUCUUUCUUUCUCACAAAAAAGUUGGACCGAAUGCCCCGUGGCAGCGACCUCAUGAAUUCCAUCUCGGACAAGAUCAAAAGCGGCGCUCGAUCUUUCUUGGUGACCGAGUACAGCUAUUUGAUUCGAUUCGUUGUGGUCACCGCCAUUGCCCUCUUUUGCUUGUAUUUCUUUGACCCCGUCUCAACGGAAAAGUUGGACGGCAUGCGGUAUUCCUUGUGUUUCAUCGUCGGUGCCUUUCUUUCCGCGUCGGCGGGUUGGAACGGCAUGGUCGUGGCCACCGAUGCCAACGUCAAGACCACCCAGGCGGCGGACAAGGGAGGACUCAACGCGGCCCUUCAAGUGGCCUUUACGGGUGGGGCUGUCAUGGGAUUCAUGGUGGUCAGUUUUGGUUUGCUGGGAGUCUCACUCAUGUAUUACGUGGUGGGAUUGGGAUACGAAUCCGCAUCGGAAUCGGAUAUUUUGACCUAUUCGGCGAAUGCCCUUGCCGCCUUUGGAUUUGGAGCCUCCUCCAUUGCUCUCUUUGCUCGUGUGGCGGGAGGCAUUUAUACCAAGGCUGCCGAUGUUGGUGCGGACUUGGUCGGAAAGGUUGAAAUGGACAUUCCCGAAGACGAUCCACGCAAUCCUGCAGUCAUUGCCGACAAUGUUGGUGACAACGUUGGUGAUGUUGCUGGUAUGGGUGCUGAUCUCUUUGAAUCCUUUGUAGGAUCCAUCAUUGCCACCUUGGUCCUGGCCGAAGACGAUGUGGUGGGCAUCAUGCUUCCCUUUUGGAUUGCUGCCUCUGGUAUCAUUGCCAGUGCGGUUGGAUACUUUUUUGUGGGAAUCAAAAACCCCAACGCCAGUCAAAAGGACCUCCUCAUGGCUCUUCACAAGGGAACCAUCAUUGCCAGUAUCUUGGUAGUCAUCUUUGCGGCCAUUAUUGUCACCAUCUUGUUCAAGGGACGCGAGGCUGUUGGAUGGAGCAUCUUUGGAUGCAUCGUUCUGGGUUUGGUGGCGGGUGUCUUGAUUGGACAAGCCACGGAAUACUUUACCAGUUACGCCCAUUGGCCCGUCCGAUCCAUUGCGGAUGCCGGAGAAACCGGACCCGCCACGGUGGUCAUUCAAGGAUUGGGAAUCGGUAUGAUUUCCACCGUCAUUCCCGUCAUCAUUUUGGCCGUCACCAUUUUGCUGUGCGAUUACCUUGCCGGACUUUACGGAAUUGCCAUGAGUUCGGUCGGUAUGCUCAGCACUCUCGGAAUCACCUUGGCCACGGAUUGUUAUGGUCCCAUUGCCGACAAUGCCGGUGGUAUUGCCGAAAUGGCCGACAUGGACGACCAUGUUCGUGAAACCACGGAUGCCUUGGAUGCUUUGGGAAAUACUACGGCUGCCACUGGUAAGGGAUUUGCCAUUGGAUCUGCCGUAUUGACCUCCCUCAGUUUGUUGGCAGCCUUCAAGAGCAAGGCUGGCAUUGAUGUGGUGGACAUUUCCGAACCAAUUGUCUUGGUCGGUGCCUUGAUCGGAGGUAUGCUCCCAUUCCUAUUUGCUGCCUUGACCAUGUUGUCCGUUCAAAAGGCUGCUGGUGCCAUCAUUGUCGAGGUGCGCAGACAGUUUGCCGAGAUUCCUGGACUUCGUGAGGGUACCGCCGAAGCGGAUUCUGAUCGUUGCGUUGCCAUCUCCACAAAGAGCAGUUGCCAAGAAAUGAUCCUUCCAGGAUUGUAUGCCAUCUUGACUCCCCUCUUUAUUGGAUUCACCAUUGGCGCCAAGGCUUUGACUGGAUUGCUGGCCGGUGCCAUCAUCAGCGGCAUGAUGCUCGCCAUCAAAAUGGCCAACGCUGGAGGUGCAUGGGACAAUGCCAAAAAGUACAUUGAAAUCGAAGGCGCCAAGGGCGGAAAAGGAACCGAGGUCCACAAGGCGUGCGUGGUGGGAGAUACCGUCGGAGAUCCCUUCAAGGAUACCAGUGGUCCAUCGCUCAAUAUCUUGAUCAAGUUGAUGAGCAUCAUUGCCUUGACGAUUGCACCCUCCAUUGCCAAUGAAGAAGAUUGGGCCAACUGGUACUGGGGAAUGAUACCGCUCGUCAUUAUGAUUGUGGGAACCCAUAUUGUGUACCGCAUGUUCUGGAGAGGUCCCAUUACCUCCGACCCAGUGGCACCUCCAGAUGCCAGCAAUCUAUCGUCGGUGGUUUAG
Molecule: messenger RNA, 2280 nt
Organism: Cylindrotheca closterium
Lineage: Eukaryota; Bacillariophyta; Bacillariophyceae; Bacillariales; Bacillariaceae
Source: the annotation of a GenBank genome assembly